Messenger RNA from Echinostoma caproni, 533 nucleotides. Lineage: Eukaryota; Metazoa; Platyhelminthes; Trematoda; Plagiorchiida; Echinostomatidae. The record is from the annotation of a GenBank genome assembly.
GUGAAUUCGCCGUUGAAAUGCUUACUCCCGUUCAGCAACGUGCAAUAUUAUACAAUCUUCCAAAUCUGGUUGCAGAUUUGGAUGUAUUUGAUGUGAUGGAUCAUUUGAUUGCUACCACUCCGUCUUGUUUAACACCCACGGAUUAUGAAACCAUUACCACGACAGCACAACAGAAAGGAAGAGCUGCUGGUGUUCGUUCUCUGGUCACAUGCUUACUUCGACGUCCGUUGGACUCACCGGUUUUUGCUGCCUUCUGUUCUGCCUUGCGUGAACAAUACGGACACUUAGCGGAUCUUUUAGAGAGCAGUUUACAACAACAACCACAACCUCAAACAUCCAUUAAUGUAGAGUCCCCAGUGGUAGACAGUAAAAAUCACCCGGUCACCUCAAAACCCCUCGAUAAGUCGCGUUCUCUGGAAACUCCUUGUCAGAAUUGGAGUGAUUUUUCCAUUUUGCUGAGCCUCUCUAGCUUGGGAUUUUCAAACGCGGUCUGUGGUAAGUGUGACGUCUGUUUUCCUCACGUAACAUGUUGA